Molecule: messenger RNA, 2274 nt
Organism: Paraglomus occultum
Lineage: Eukaryota; Fungi; Glomeromycota; Glomeromycetes; Paraglomerales; Paraglomeraceae
Source: the annotation of a GenBank genome assembly
AUGAGCGACAUACCAUCGGCGAAAACUGACUUUGGCGACUACGCUAAGGGAGGUCACGUUGUUAUUGAGACACCAGGACGAGAAGAUCUUGGCUUUGCAUUAAAUAGUAGUGAUGACUCUUCAACAAAAUCCCGAGAAAUGCACCCUCCAAAUGACAUUACACUUCCAAGCUCCCUUUCCACUGCAAUUUCAGGUGCUCCUCGCAUCGGGGGCAAACUUUCUGCCAUAAGUCUAUUCACACCUCUCAUCGCUGACGUUCUCAAGCUCGCUGACGAAAUAGUACAACUCUACGAGUCUGCGCAACACAACAAAAAAAUAUGUGGUCUUCUUCUCGAUAGAAUACUUGCGGCUGAAGCUGCUGUCAAGGAUCUUAACAUUAAAAAGCAAGAAUAUCUUGUUUUUUUUACCGAUCAGAAAAAUUAUAAACUGUUCUUAAGAUUCAAGCUGUCAAUUGAAAAGAUUAAAAAGUUUAUCGAAGAUAUUUCGCAGAUCAAGGGAUUGAAGAAAUUUUCGGUUGGAUUUCUGCAGGCAAAUGUCGUCAAGAAGACGUUUGACGAGUUGACAAGCGAAUUUGAUGGGUGUAUGAGAAGCUUGAAUUUUAGUAUUACGGUUGAGACGCGAAUUCAACAACAGAAAGAUAAAGAAGUCAUUGAUAAGGAUAUAGCAGAUAUGAAAGAAUAUCUAGAUAACAUAAAAGGUGGCAUAACCGAUCUUCAAGGCGGUAUUUCUGAUGCCAUAGAAUACAUCGCAGCUCUUCAAAGUCUUCUCCAAAAACAACAAGCUCAAUCACGUGAGCCAUCGCCUCCUGCAAAGCUUUCUCAAAUAAGUUUCUCUGAACUAAUCUCUGACAGUUUCAUCGACCUCAACCAAUUUACUCAACCCGAGGGCGAAGUAAGUUCUGGUGUUCACCGUCGCCGAAAAAAAAUAGAUCACACAUAUUAUGCAUUUCGAGACGUAAACCUAAACUUGACUUGCGUGGAACGGACAAACGAAGAAGAGAAAACUGCUGUCAAAGAAAUAAGAGAAGAAGUUAUAAACACAGUUAAUAUAUUAAAGAGAUUAAAGGACUCGAAGAAUAUAAUCGAGUUUUUAGGUUUGGCUGAGGAGGGAGAUAUGAUGUAUCUGGUCUACGAAUGGGCAGAAUAUGGGACUUUGUCAGACUAUUAUACAAACUAUGGACAAUUGCCGUGGUCGAAGAAGAUAGAAUUUGCUGUAGAUAUCGCCCGAGGACUAUGUUUUCUUCAAGCAGUAAACAUUCUUCACCAUGACAUACGGUCAGAAAAUAUUCUGAUUACCGAACACCAUCAAGCGAAAAUUGCAAAUUUCGCCAAUUCGCGUGGAUUACAUGACGCAACUAGAAAUGUCGCUGCGAACUUUAUUAAUAUACGGUAUAUGGCUCCGGAGAAGAUUAUGAAUCCGAAUUAUGCCUAUGAUUUCAGAUGCGAAACAUACAGUUUCGGAAUGUUGCUUUGGGAAAUCGCAGAGGAGAAACUACCGUAUUCAGAUGUUGAAGAUAUUUUAAAAGUCCGAGAAUUAGCUUGUGAUAAAUAUUAUCGUGAACCGCUUAGUCCAAAUACCCCAUCGCAAUACCAGAGCAUUGUAAUUCAAGCAACGACAUACCACGCUUCGGAACGUCUGACAAUAACGAAAAUUUUUACAUCGCUUCAUGCGCUCCUCAAAGCGCACGCUCUUCCUCGAUCACCUCGCCUGUCCUCGGCCACUCUCCCUUCGCCAGCUGCUUCGCCACGCGCCAGUUCCGACGAUGACGAUUGUUUGAUCGAUUUUGGCUCUUUCAAUAGCCUAACUAUGGAAGAUGCUCUCAGAGAACACCGUGCAAAAAACGGUAACAAACGUCUUGCAUGGGAAACGUUCAAUUUAUACGCAGCCUUUGGAGAUGUUAAUGCUAAAUACUGGGUUGGAUAUUAUCUUUACUACGAAAUGGUGACAUUGGAUCCACCAGUCAGCAAAGAGGAGAGAUUGAAGAUGGCAGCGAAAAUGUUUAAGGAAGCUGCAGACGCUGGCUUGCCCGAGGCACAACUAAGAUUUGGCCAUUGUUUGUGGAGGGGUGUUGGGACAGAAAAAAAUGACAAACAAGCGAUCGAGUAUUUUAAGCUAGCAGCAGACAAUGGGAAUACUACUGCUAUGUACAAUAUCGGGAAUCUGUAUUAUAAUGGAAUCGAUGUCGAACUAGGGAUGAGAUAUCUAAAGAGAGCAGCAUAUUGUGGCCAAGCUGAAGCCGCCAAGGCUUGCAAAAUUCUGGGAAUUCAGUUAUAA